Phymastichus coffea is the source of this 4734-nucleotide messenger RNA. RefSeq names its product nuclear factor related to kappa-B-binding protein (gene NFRKB). Lineage: Eukaryota; Metazoa; Arthropoda; Insecta; Hymenoptera; Eulophidae. Gene Ontology annotation, cellular component: Ino80 complex. Gene Ontology annotation, molecular function: protease binding. The record is from RefSeq and is a predicted model, not a curated record.
GCAUGCAUAUAUAAGCGUUCAUCGCGAACUUGUAUUUUUUCUGCGGUGUGUUCAUUAUAACAAUUCCACAAUAAAAGUAGGACGGGUAAUUUGGAAGAGCUUUGCGUGGCUGAAUGUGCAUCUGAAUCAAGAAAUUAGCUGGUAUUCCGGCGAACGGCAGUUCAAAGUGAUCCAUCAUGGAGAUUGAUGAAUGUUUUGUAAAUGGUGAUUCCGGAGCUGAAGAAGAUGAAGAUGACGAACUAUCGCAGAACUCUGCGACAGAAAGUAGUACAAACAGUACCGCAAGCAGUACAACCACUGAUAGCGGUGAAGAGAGUGCAGAAGAGCAGGCCACUACAACCUCAGAUAGUCAAAGUUCAGUUGAUGAAGUUGAUGAAGAAAUUGAAACUGUUGAACAUCCUGAAGAGGCAAGUUUGCUAUCUUUAAUUAAUUAUAGAUGGGAAACAUGUGUGGCAGGAGGAACGAAAGUUAAACUUCCCCAGGACUUAUGCGAGGACCCUUUCAUUUUCAAAGAGAUGCUUGACUAUCCAAGAUUCUGGGAAGAAUGUUUGACAGAGAGUCAACGAGAGUCAUUGUACAGUUACUUGCCGACCUUUUCAAAAGAUUGUAAUAUAGAAGCUGAGUUAGACAAAACUUUAGAUAUGUUAUUUUCUAAGGAACUUCAUAGGUUUGGAGUAAACCCCCUAGAGGAUUUUCAUAAGCACCUUUCAGCAGGGCAUUUUAGGCCUGAUAUCAAAAGGAUGCGAACACUAGUUAAAAAAGCACAAAGAAGAAAAUACAUAUUUGAAGAGCGUAAACGGACCUAUGAAUUAGCUAAUGAUCUCCUCAAGUCAAGAGAAACCCUGCUAUCUAACGCUUAUAAGCAAGGAUUUAGUCAGUCGUCACAUCGGACGAUUCCUAAGCUACAGUGGAAAAAGCCUAAGCCUGAUCAGUUGGAGGAACGAGCGCAUCAACGUUACUUGGAGGAAAUAGCCGCAAUAAACGCCGAGGUAGGCACGUCGUCGCGAUUAGAUUGCACAGAUUCUGAUACCGAUGAUGACGAUGGCAGUAGUUGUCUUAUGACACCUGCACAAGCUAGUACAGGUGGUAAGUUGCAGCAGCAACUGCAAUUACUCCAACAGCAGCGUAGGAAAAAACGGGCUGCACUGGCAGCUCAACAACAGCAACAACAACAGCAACAGGUUAUUGCUGACAGAAUGUUGCUACAGAGUCCUGAUGGUGAAAUAAUAAGGCCAGUGCACUCGACAUUGUCGAGGCUUGGAUCAGAAUAUACAUCCAUUGGUACAUCAAUGCCUAUCAAAGCGGAGUUGAGCGACGAGAGGUAUAAAUCGAUGCUAAUCGAGCAUAAGAAACGAAGAGCAAGGCGAGAUAACCAUCCAGAGAUGAACACACAAGGUAUAACGUUGGCAGAUGUUAUGCAAAGAGCACAGUUCAGUCAAAAACAUAAACUGACGAUAUCAUCACGCGUCCCUAGUACAAAGAAACGUAUAAAGAUUGAACCGACGCAACAGCAGCAGCAGCAGCAACAGCAGCAGCAACAACAGCAGCAACAGCAGCAACAACAACAGCAACAACAACAACAAUUAUCACCACUACCGCCGCCACAGCCACAACCGCCCCCAAUACAGUCAUCUAUAUUACAACAACAUCAAUUACAGCAACAAUUAAAACAGCAACAACAGCAAUUGCAACACUAUCAGCAGCAAAUGCAGCACCAAAUGUAUCUAUCUCAACAACAGCAACAGAUACAGCAGCCACCAUCACCUAUAAAAAUGAGCGUAUCGCCGGUAAAACUUGAGAGCGAUACAAAUAGUUUAACAAGUACCGAGUACUCGAUACACAGUGUGGACGAUUUGAAACACAGUAUGAUAGAACAGCCAGAUCAUAAAUUACCCGACUGUUUGCUGGCUGCCGAGGAGGAAAUGGAUGUUAAGGAAGAACCUAUAGAAACUAUCGAACCUGCCGAGAACAAGUACGAGAUCGAACCGCCGUCUGCUCAGCUUCCACCCGAUAUUAUGGAUGAGGGCCCUGACGUUGAUUUCGAAGACGAAACAGAAUUCUCUCCUUACCCGCAGCAAGAAAUUAAGGAGGAAAUCGAAGACAUGGAAGUGGAAAUCAAAACUGAAGAAAUUGUACCUGAUAUUACUCAGAGCAUUACUGUUAAUCAAGUAAUUCCCGUGCCAGUCUCCAUUCCAGAAACGGAUGAGGAUUUAGACAAAAAAGACGAGUUAGAUUUGGAUAGUAUCGAUAUGAUGCAAUUGCCUAUUCAGUUGGAUGACGGCAUUGAUAUUCUUGCCGAUGUGAAGACUGACGACAAUGUGAUAACGAUACCAGAGAAAGACGUUGCCGAUUCCAUCGUAGAAGACAUCGUGAUAAACGGUGAUGAGCUCAUGCAAGAGACUUACAUGUGUUUCUUUUCGCUGUUGAGAGAUGCAUUCUUGUCGAAAGGCGAGUAUAGAAUGAACCAGUCAGAAAUGAAGGACGCUGUCGUGGUAUGGCAAGAUAAUCCGAUUUCGCCACUGAACGAUUGGUAUGCAUUGGUUCCUUCGUGGCCUGCAUUAGUUCCUCUUGCUCUGGGUUUCCUAGCUGGUGAGCUAGUCUACCCACAAGAUCAGUUGUUGGAUGGCGAUCAAGAGCUUGUACCCUACCUUGAGAAUAAAGGUCACGGUGUGUAUGCUUGGAUCGGUGCCGGACGAGACUCUGACUCCCGGUUAUCUAUGCUAUGCACCAAAUUUUUACUUUACAAAGACUCACUGGUCGCACCAAAACCGCCGCAACCAGCAAUAACACCUUCCCACAAACAACUAACUCAGCAAGUUCAGCAGUCAAGUCUAUUGACAGUAAAUAACUUGGAGAACACCAACGCAGCCACGGAUAUUCUUAAUGUGACAGAUGGUCUUUCAGCCGAUCCAAGUUCGCCUGAGUGGGAACCACCGAAAGCACUGUGUCCUACUACGUGGAAGGUGCAACCUUCGACACCAGAGGAACGCGAAGAGUUUCGGAGACAAGAACGAAUGCGCUAUGCUGCUCCGCAUAAAGCAUUUACAUACAGGAUGCACGGAUACUCAUCAGUCGUGGGACCUGUCAAAGGCAUUUAUCAGCACAAUGCUGGUUCUGGCUUGACGAAAGCUAGAGGUCAUUCGUUAUUAGUGCCCGACAGGCCUAAUUUCGUCACGAUCUUAGCUCUCGUGAGAGAUGCAACAGCGAGGUUACCAAAUGGCGAAGGAACACGCUCUGAUAUCUGCCAGUUACUGAAAGAUUCGCAGUACAUUCAGGAGGACAUUUUCAACAGCGACAAAGAAGCCAAUCUUAACUCUGUCGUUUCUGGUGCUCUCGAUAGGUUGCAUUAUGAGAAUGAUCCUUGUGUCAGGUAUUAUCCAAAACGAAAAGAGUGGCUUUAUUUGCAUCGAGCUCGAUCAGAGUCAGAGUUUGAAAUGUACCAUCAACAACUGCAAGGAGUGCCAAAGAAUAAAAAGAGCUCGAGCGGCUCAUCAAGGAGUAAAGGACAAUCUGCUCUAAAAACUAUCAAUGCAAAAGAUACCAUGACUACAAGUGUGAAGGAGCCAACGCCAAAGAAGGAAAAGAAAACCGCUACGCCGGUCUUAAAAAAAGAGCAAACCAAAAAAGAUCGAAGCGGAAAAAAUAAUGUCUGUCGAGCCGAACAUUACAGCCGCCGAGCAACUUUCUACGUCCGUUCAACAACAAUUACAACAGCAACAGACGCAACACAAAUCUCAAAAAAUUCAGCAGCAAUCAGUUACUCUCCCACAAAUCUCGCAAAUAGUAGCUAUUACAACUGCUUCAACACCUAUCAACAUAACCGCACCAACUAUGGUAAGCGUCGUAACUACAACUAUGGUAACGACCAUACCCUCGACACCACUGCCUUCACUAGCCACAACGUACCAGUAAUCGAAAAGGAGUGUCCGAUUAUUUCCUCUGUAAUUGAGUCGAAGAAUCAAAUUACCAUGACUGCACCAAGAGAGCUGAGUAGUAUGACGAGUCUUAGCAACGCUCUCUCGUCGCCGACAACCGUGAAAAAGUUAACUGCGAAUGUCAAGCCCGUAGGAGUAGUAAAAUCUAGCAACACCCAAAGCCUCCUGCAAUCGAAUCAGCAACACUACCCACAUCAUCAAAUUCAAGUUUCAACCUCGGCAGGCCUACAAACAAUCAGACUAUCGGGUCACUCAGUAUUACAAUCGGCGCAGCCUGUAUCAACGGCUACAGCAACAAGUGUCGCGACUAUUUUCCCAACGACGUCGACGAAGGUGCAGCAGCAGCAGACGGUGCUUAGCACACAGGCUGGCAAGAGCGUACUGCAGACAUCGAAUUUGAAGCAGCAACAGCAGCAAACGCACGUCAUGCCUGGCAAAACUUUGUUGGCCUCACAAAUUAAAUUAGUGAGUUCUGGGCAGAUAAAGUCGCUGCUUACGGGUCACGGCUUACAAGGUCAAACGAUAUUCAUCAAGCAAUCUCCCACGGCCUCAACUUCACAAACUUCAAACCAACAAACUCAGCAAGUUCAGUCGCAGGUACAGCAACGGGUCGUGGCGGCAGCACAGCAACAGCCAACGGUUCAAAACACCGGAAUGCAGAGAAUAAUUGCGCAAAUAGGCGGUAAACCAGUAGCUGUACAGAUUCAACAAUCGCCGCAGCAGCAACAGCAGCAGCAACAACAAAAAGUACUAGCUAAGGUUCUAACGAGUGCAGGAACGGGACAAUUGAUUUCGGUAG